Messenger RNA from Oryza brachyantha (malo sina), 1294 nucleotides. Its product is annotated as dehydrodolichyl diphosphate synthase complex subunit NUS1-like. The coding region runs from base 229 to 1035 and encodes 268 amino acids. Gene Ontology annotation, cellular component: dehydrodolichyl diphosphate synthase complex; endoplasmic reticulum membrane. The record is from RefSeq and is a predicted model, not a curated record. Lineage: Eukaryota; Viridiplantae; Streptophyta; Magnoliopsida; Poales; Poaceae. The transcript has 6 exons. Gene Ontology annotation, molecular function: ditrans,polycis-polyprenyl diphosphate synthase [(2E,6E)-farnesyl diphosphate specific] activity.
UAGUUAACAUAAAUGGUAGCAAACUUGCUUUAAGAGAUAUACUUAGCUGAUUGACAUCAAUUGUUACAUUACAAAAAAUAUCUAAUUGACAUGAGUAGAUAUAUAUUUCCCCCGUAUAUAGGUCUUGGGAAAAUGUCAUUCACACCUAUUCUGUUGAUCCUAUGGUAACUGCUAUCUGGUAUUACUGUUGCUGGUCAUUGCAUGUAGACUUUUAGGGGUGGUUUACUAAUGAAGUUAUAUUUCUUGCUUCACCAAUGUGUAUUUCUUGUUCAUUCAUAUUUCUAUCUUCACCAAUGCAGAUCUUGGGCAUCCAUGAUUGUAAAGCUCAUCUUUGGGUCGCUAUGGUGCCUUGUCCACCUAGUGAUCAGCCUAUUUGGUUUAUUAUCGCAUCUGAGGAAUAAUUUAGAAUGCUAUCUCAUUUCAUUCAAAUUAUUGCCGAAGUACGAAAAUCUACUGCUUGAGAGACUUCAGUACUUGGGCAUUGUAGUAGAUAGCGGAGAAGCAAAGAAUGCUUUGAAGGUCAAGCAACUUUUACAUUGGUUCUCAACUCUUGGGAUUAAGUAUCUAGUUCUUUAUGACAUUGAAGGAGUACUGAAGGAAUUGCUUCAACCUGGUAUAGAAGCCUCAAGAGAUGAGAACCCAAGAAAUUCUUUAGAUGUUUUUGCAGAGACCAAAGCUUCAAUGUGCAGUCGUGAGGGGAUGCUUAUAGAGUGUCUUUCUGGUUGUGAUGGCAAGGAAGCAAUCGCUAAAGCAGCAAACUUACUUUACUCGGCUUGCUGCAACUCUGGUAAAAGUUGUAAAUUUGUGUUUACAGAAGCUGAUAUGACUAAUGUGCUGAAAGUGCUAGGUAGUGGUGGGCCAGAACCUGAUCUUCUUCUUGUGUAUGGUCCUGGUAGAUGUCAUUUAGGAUUUCCUGCAUGGAGAUUACGGUACACAGAGAUUAUGUACAUGGGUUCACUGGAAUCGAUGAAAUAUGGUUCUGUCCUGAAAGCUUUAUACCAGUUUCAACAUAAAUACCAAAAUUAUGGUAAAUGAGACUAUGAGAGCGAUGUACUCCUACUGACCAAAUUUUACGGAAGUCUUGGACUCUUGGCAACUAUGUACGUUAUGUUACCUUUUUGGAAGAGAAUCAAAAUGGGCCACCUGUAGAAUGUUAUUUUGUUUUCACCAGAAAGAAUGUAUAACUGCAUAUUCUCAGUUAGGUUGUAAAAACUCAACCAAAUGCAUGUGUACAGACAGACAAUGUUGUUGUUUUUCUUCAAUCUGGCAUUCUUGCAAAUCAUACUACUACUUU